Molecule: messenger RNA, 558 nt
Organism: Lobosporangium transversale
Lineage: Eukaryota; Fungi; Mortierellomycota; Mortierellomycetes; Mortierellales; Mortierellaceae
Exons: 1
Coding region: 203-436 (77 amino acids)
Source: RefSeq, a predicted model, not a curated record
UUUAAUAAUUAUAAUAAAAUCAUCUUUUAUCUCUCUUAAUUAUUACACACCCCCAUCCAAAGUUCAGCACUAACACACAACCGAGCCAGUCUCAAGACUCGAACCUUUUCGCGUACACUAACACGUCUUUGCCAAGCUCUCAAGUGGUUCUCUCUAUUUACCUCAUAUCCUCUUUGCCAACGGCCGCAAGUCUCAUUGCAUUAUGAAGUCGCUUACAUCUAUUAUCGCAGUUUUCUCGGUCUGGGCAGCAUGCAUGGCAGUUGGUCAAGCUGGUUAUGGCUGCUACAAAGGUCGAUGCUGGGCCAAUUGUGGUGUCAGCAGCUUGGAAUGGUGCUACACUACUAAAGGCUCGACGUGGGACGGUCAGUACGUCCCUUGCUCAUCGAACGGCGAAUGCCAGCCCCAUUGGUCGUGCGCUGGAGCCUGUACGGUUUAACUCUAUGUCUAGAGUCCUCGUCAACAAGUCGUUAAAAGCCAAUGUAUUUUUAAGCUUUUUAAAUUGAAUAAGAUACUUUCCAUUUCUAGGCAGAAAAAAAAAAAGAAUAAAGUCAAAAUCGG